AUGGUAGCAAGAAACGUUGCACCUGCUGUAGUGAAGCGUGGAACCUGUGAAUUGUUUCUCAUGUCUGAAACUCGUGAAGUAGAAAAGUUAGCAGUAGCUAGUGCUGUGACGGUCGCCAGCAAUGAAGAGGCGAGCGACAGUGACCCGGAGCUACAGGCGGAGAUGGUGUAUGCCAAAGAGCAUUCGUCGGCGACCGUUCAUAUGAUUGAAUUGAAACACCAUAUGCACCACUUCGCUAACCGUCGUAGGGCCAAAUCCGAAAGUAUUGUGUUUGGUUGUUUCUUCUCCCUUAUCGCCGUUUUGGUACAUCGUUUAGGUGGCAACCUUGUUGUAAACGGCGUUGUCCAUGUUCCCAGAAGCGUCAAAAACCAGCGGCGUUCCCGAUCCGGCCGAGGCAAGGGCCUGGCUAAGAAAGGUCUCUGCUUCUAA
Soboliphyme baturini is the source of this 429-nucleotide messenger RNA. NCBI's taxonomy places the organism in Eukaryota, Metazoa, Nematoda, Enoplea, Dioctophymatida, Soboliphymatidae. The record is from the annotation of a GenBank genome assembly.